AAAUCGAACACCUCGGACUCUCCAUCAGCCAUUUAUAAUUGUUACUCUCUCUCCCUCUCUCCGUCUCUCUCUCUCUCUCUCUCUCUCUCUCUCUGUGGUUGUGAGUUAUGGCUUCCACUUCAUCACUGACCCUGCCUCAGGCACUCCUAGCCCGAGCCAUUUCCCACCACCAUGCCUCCAAUCCAUCCUCAUCUGAUCGCGUGGUCUCUCUCCCCAUUCACGCUAUCCCUACUUUCUCCGGCCUCAAAUCCUCACACUCAAAGUCAUCGACCGGAGUCCACCACCGCCGACGACGAGUCUCCGACUCUAGCCUCCAGGUACGAGCCUCCGUCGCCCAGACCCCCACUGUCGACAAGACCACCGAUAUCUCUUUGGUGGAGAAGUCUGUCAACACGAUCCGGUUCCUGGCCAUCGAUGCUGUUGAGAAGGCAAACUCGGGUCACCCGGGUCUUCCCAUGGGCUGCGCCCCGAUGGGCCAUAUCUUGUAUGACGAAGUCAUGAGAUACAACCCCAAGAACCCCUAUUGGUUCAACCGUGACCGCUUCGUUCUCUCAGCCGGCCACGGCUGCAUGCUCCAGUACGCUCUGCUUCACCUCGCUGGCUACGAUAGUGUCAAGGAAGAAGACCUGAAGAGUUUCCGUCAAUGGGGAAGCAGAACCCCUGGACACCCCGAGAACUUUGAGACACCUGGUUGUGAAGUCACAACUGGUCCUCUUGGGCAGGGAAUUGCCAAUGCUGUCGGUUUGGCUCUUGCUGAGAAGCACUUGGCUGCUCGUUUCAACAAGCCUGACAAUGAGAUCGUUGACCAUUACACAUACGUUAUUCUGGGAGAUGGUUGCCAAAUGGAGGGGAUUUCAAAUGAAGCUUGUUCCCUAGCAGGGCACUGGGGACUUGGGAAGUUGAUUGCUUUCUACGAUGACAACCACAUUUCUAUUGAUGGUGACACAGAAAUUGCGUUCACUGAGAGUGUUGACAAACGUUUUGAGGGCCUUGGGUGGCACAUUAUCUGGGUGAAGAAUGGAAACACUGGCUAUGAUGAUAUUCGCGCUGCCAUUGAGGAAGCAAAGACUGUGAAAGACAAGCCCACUUUAAUCAAGGUGACUACAACAAUUGGCUAUGGGUCUCCAAACAAGGCAAACUCUUACAGUGUACAUGGAAGUGCACUAGGUGCCAAGGAAGUGGAUGCUACUAGGAAGAACCUUGGAUGGCCAUAUGAACCUUUCCAUGUGCCUGAAGAGGUUAAAAAGCAUUGGAGUCGCCAUGUUCCUGACGGUGCUGCUCUCGAAUCUCAAUGGAAUGCCAAGUUUGCUGAAUAUGAGAAGAAGUACAAGGAGGAAGCGGCAGAGCUCAAAUCUAUCAUCUAUGGUGAACUACCAGCUGGCUGGGACAAAGCACUUCCUACAUAUACUCCAGACAGCCCCGCUGAUGCCACCAGAAAUCUGUCUCAGCAAUGUCUUAAUGCCCUUGCAAAGGUUCUCCCGGGUCUUCUUGGUGGCAGUGCAGACCUUGCUUCUUCCAACAUGACAUUGCUGAAGAUGUUUGGGGACUUCCAAAAGAAUACGCCAGAAGAACGCAAUGUUAGGUUUGGUGUUAGAGAGCAUGGAAUGGGAGCCAUUUGCAAUGGCAUUGCCUUACACAGCCCUGGGCUGAUUCCAUAUUGUGCUACUUUCUUUGUUUUCACCGACUACAUGAGAGCAGCUAUCAGGAUUUCUGCAUUAUGUGAAGCUAGAGUUAUCUAUGUUAUGACUCAUGAUUCAAUUGGACUCGGAGAAGAUGGCCCAACCCAUCAGCCAAUAGAGCACCUAGCAAGUUUCCGGGCAAUGCCCAAUAUUCUGAUGCUCCGUCCAGCAGAUGGAAAUGAGACUGCAGGAGCAUACAAGGUUGCAGUCCUUAACAAGAAGAGACCCUCUAUUCUUGCUCUCUCUCGGCAAAAGCUUCCCCAACUUCCUGGAACUUCUGUGGAAGGAGUUGAAAAGGGUGGCUAUACUAUUUCAGACAAUUCUUCAGGUAACAAGCCAGAUGUUAUUUUGAUCGGAACUGGUUCUGAACUGGAAAUUGCUGCCAAAGCGGCUGAGGAACUGAGAAAGGAAGGGAAGGCUGUUAGAGUUGUUUCCCUCGUUUCUUGGGAGCUCUUUGAUGAGCAAUCCGAUGCCUACAAGGAAAGUGUUUUGCCAGCAGCUGUCUCAGCUAGGGUUAGCAUCGAGGCUGGGUCAACAUUCGGGUGGGAGAAGAUUAUUGGAAGCAAAGGUAAGGCAAUAGGAAUUGACAGGUUUGGGGCCAGUGCCCCGGCAGGGAGAAUAUACAAAGAGUUUGGUCUUACUGCAGAAGCUGUUAUUGCUGCAGCUAAAGAACUUAGCUAGGCUUGGCUACUUGUCAUGAAAACUUACCCUUUGACAAGUUGUUUUGGGUUGGUACAUUUCCAAGACAUGUUUUAUGCCACGGUCUCUUUCUCUUUUAUGACAAUAAAAGGCCAGAUUAAAUUUUCUUCUAUUAUGGUUCCUCAGUGGAGCAUAUUGAUUCAAAGAGAGAUUAGGGUUUAUGAAUUUACGCAAAUUUGUAACAACUCUUGGACCUGUCUUGAGUUUUGUAAUGUUAUGUUGUUGUCUUUCAA
This is a messenger RNA of Juglans microcarpa x Juglans regia, 2611 nucleotides long. RefSeq names its product transketolase, chloroplastic. The record is from RefSeq and is a predicted model, not a curated record. Gene Ontology annotation, cellular component: cytosol. Bases 108 to 2360 code for a protein of 750 amino acids. The transcript is spliced from 7 exons. Gene Ontology annotation, molecular function: transketolase activity. Lineage: Eukaryota; Viridiplantae; Streptophyta; Magnoliopsida; Fagales; Juglandaceae. Gene Ontology annotation, biological process: pentose-phosphate shunt.